Siniperca chuatsi (mandarin fish) is the source of this 1117-nucleotide messenger RNA. RefSeq names its product peroxiredoxin 6 (gene prdx6). The transcript has 5 exons. The record is from RefSeq and is a predicted model, not a curated record. Lineage: Eukaryota; Metazoa; Chordata; Actinopteri; Centrarchiformes; Sinipercidae. Gene Ontology annotation, molecular function: peroxiredoxin activity. Bases 227 to 892 code for a protein of 221 amino acids. Gene Ontology annotation, biological process: cellular oxidant detoxification; cell redox homeostasis. Gene Ontology annotation, cellular component: mitochondrion; cytosol.
CGGGUCCGUUCAUGUGGUGCUGAUCACUGCAGGCCAGCCAGGCGUCAUAUGAUUUAGAUUGUACGUCUAUUGCCUGAUCCACACUCCGGAGCAGAAGGUGGCGGAAAUGCACCAAUAAGCUGGAUGCCAACCGCCGUAAAACAAGAUUAAUAAUAAUAAGAAGAAGGCCAGCCAGGCAGGCAAUCCCCUUUCUUUCUCUUGUGUCUGAGCUGCUGAGAAGAGCGACAUGCCUGGACUUCUGUUGGGAGACGAGUUCCCCAACUUCGAGGCCGACACCACCAUCGGCAAGAUCAAGUUCCACGAUUUCCUGGGAAGCUCAUGGGGUAUCCUGUUCUCCCACCCAAGGGACUUCACUCCUGUCUGCACCACUGAGCUCGCCUGUGCCGCACGGAUCAGCGAUGAGUUCAAGAAAAGAGGUGUGAAGAUGAUUGCCUUGUCGAUUGACAGUGUUGAGGAUCACUGCAACUGGAGCAAGGAUGUGAUGGCAUUUAACAGUGAGGCUGAAAGCGCUCUGCCCUUCCCCAUCAUCGCCGAUGACAAGAGAGUGCUGUCUGUCCAGCUGGGCAUGCUUGACCCCGAUGAGAGAGACAAGGAUGGAAUCCCCCUCACCGCUCGCUGUGUCUUUGUGAUUGGCCCAGACAAGAAGCUGAAGCUGUCCAUCCUCUACCCUGCCACUACCGGAAGGAACUUUGAUGAGUUACUCCGAGUUAUCGACUCUCUGCAGCUCACUGCGCAGAAGAAGGUUGCCACCCCUGUCGACUGGAAGCCUGGCGACAAAGUCAUGGUCAUUCCCUCGCUGUCUGAGGCUGAAGCUGCUGCUCUCUUCCCCAACGGUGUUACCACUAAAGAGGUGCCUUCUGGGAAGAAAUACUUGCGCUACACCCAGCCCUGAAGAGACACUUAAGACUACAUCCUGCUAUAGUUUACUGCUCUUUGACCUGGAAAUCUUUGGAUGAUAAUUCACAUAUAUAGCUGACCAGAAGCACAGAUGCACUUAUCUGAUUUGAUGACUAGUUUUCUUUAGUCAUGCAAUGUGUCCAGCAAUGAACCAGGAGCAUUUCUAGUGUCAUUGUACAGUGCCUUGUUUACCUUCCUUCAAUAAACACACUUUCACACA